Molecule: messenger RNA, 272 nt
Organism: Linderina pennispora
Lineage: Eukaryota; Fungi; Kickxellomycota; Kickxellomycetes; Kickxellales; Kickxellaceae
Exons: 2
Source: RefSeq, a predicted model, not a curated record
CCCUUUUGUCCCCUUUCCGCCGCAUUCUCUGCUGACUUUUGUCUUUCGAUAUCUUCACAAACUUUUCCACAAAAAUGAUCAAGUGCGAGUGCUGUGGAUUCGAGUGCGACUGUAUGGAUCUCUACUACGACCAUAUCAUGUUCGACAACCGCCACCACCUGCUGGCGCAGAACGAGCUGUACAAUACAAAGAAGAAGCGCAGCACCAGCAGCGUGCAGGCCGAGAACGCCAUCAGCGCCAGCCACAGCUACCUGAACGCCGAGGUCUACUAG